UCUCAACAUGGCGACGUCCAUGUGCGCUCACAUUGCUUCGGCUCAGAGGGCGAUGCUGGGCGUUCUGCGGUGCACGCUGCGUGCCAGGUGCGCCUACAAGGCGCUGCCGAGGCACUGCUCGUCGUCUUCCAAGACUCCCGAUGAGCCCGACCAGACAGUCAAGGAACCUGAUCAAGCUAAAAAAGCGGCCAUGGAUAAGCUGUCCGCUUUACUUACUGACAUGAAGAUUGAAUCGGUGUCAAGCUCGGACCCCUCAAGUAUUUCCUUCAAAUUGGCCAAGCCAGGACGGCCAAAGAAGCCUGAAUUGAGAGAAGCUGCCGCAAAGACCAAAGGGCUCGAGCAGCAGAUGGUGGAGGCGGUCAAGGAGGUGGCUGCCAGUCUGGGUGGAGACCAGGAGCAGACAGAGUCCGAACUCCUCUCCAAGCUAAGGCUACACAAGGAGGAAAAGGAUGCAGGAGGGGACCUCGCCGACGACAAGAGCAAGGCACACCUGGGCGACCUCUUUGUGGGCAUGAAGGUGGACCGGCGGAGCGGACGAAAGAGCGGCCAGCGUCCUACUGGCAUGACCCGGCGCGGUGUCGCCGAGGACGGAGCCGCAUUCGGGACUCCGGUCUUGCCGGGAACCAUCGACGCCCUCGCUCAGGCCGUCGGCAGGGACGAGAGGGGGUCGCGCAAGAGGGUCAUCCCCACUGAGGGUUCCGAGGAAAAGAUGGACCUUGGCUCUGGCGUGCGGCUCAACAUCUUCUCCAACGAACGUCAGGAAAAAGAUGCCCCCCGCCUGGAGACCUGGGAGAGGCUGCAGCAACGGGAGUUGCGGCUCCUGGCGACCCCUCCCCCGAGGAAUGCCUAUGAGGAGAUGAUCCUGUGGACCGAGCAGGGCAAGCUCUGGACCUUCCCCAUCAACAACGAGGCCGGCCUGGAAGAGGAGGCCAAGGUGCCCUUCACGGACCACGUGUUCCUGGAGGGCCUGAUCGAGGACUUUCCCCGCACCGGCCCCGUGCGCCACUUCAUGGAGCUGGUGCUGGUCGGCCUGUCCAAGAACCCUUACAUCUCGGUCCAGCGCAAGCGGGAGCACAUUGACUGGUUCCGACAGUACUUCAGGGAGAAGCACGAGGUGCUCCGACUUGCCGGGGCCCUCCCCGGCGAGGGCCCUACACCGCCCCCUUUAACCGCCCCAGGGGAUGAAGGGGGGGCCCAGAGUACGGCGGCACACAACUGAGACGGGUGGCUUCCUUCCCACCGUGGCAAUAUUGAGAAAACAACUUAGCAGUUUGCACGUGGAUGGAUGCUUAAGGGGCACCAAACUCCCAAACAUCUCUUCUUUUAGGUGCCUGGAUCGCAAACACCUAAAAGUCGAAAUCGCUCCCAACUAAAAUUUUGUUUUGUGGCAUAAAUGUUGCCUUAAAAAGUUUUAUUUUUGUUUGGAGAGCUUAUUUUGUUUCUUAAAAAAGAUGUUUGGGAGUUUAGUGUCCUUUUAGUGGGUUGAUAGAAGAUGAGGAAGAGAAUGGCUACAGUAAAAUCCCUAGCCAGCGUCCACUCAAAAUUUUGAGAUAAUCAUGUAAAACUGGGCGUUGGGCACUUCUUAGGUCAACAUGUCCUUUGUGUAUUUUCCAAAUGUUACAAAAUUGAGGGGUGGGCACUUAUUGUGAGAUAGGUGGAUGCUUGGUACUUUACGGUAGUCUUCUGGGUUCCUCAAGAUAAAAUCAGCCUUUAUCGUGUGUGGAAGCUUGGCAGAUAAAUCAUGUAAAAAAGUAAGAAGCAAUACACUGAAACGAACGAAAGGGAAAUGGUGUAUAAUUUAAGGGAAAGGUACUCCAGUUCGUUUUUUUUUUUUUUAGCUGUCCAUGUCAGAAUCGUCAAAAAGGCAGCAUUACAUUGACCUGUGCCAGCACUUAGUAUGUCAGCUCCGUACCACCUGUACAUAGACGGUAUGAGGAAAGAAAUCAUAAUAAACGUUCAAAAUUUUA
Molecule: messenger RNA, 1967 nt
Organism: Ixodes scapularis (black-legged tick)
Lineage: Eukaryota; Metazoa; Arthropoda; Arachnida; Ixodida; Ixodidae
Gene: mRpS31
Product: 28S ribosomal protein S31, mitochondrial
Cellular component (GO): mitochondrial small ribosomal subunit
Molecular function (GO): structural constituent of ribosome
Source: RefSeq, a predicted model, not a curated record